This is a messenger RNA of Nasonia vitripennis (jewel wasp), 2545 nucleotides long. Its product is annotated as mitochondrial glycine transporter. Gene Ontology annotation, cellular component: mitochondrial inner membrane; mitochondrion. The record is from RefSeq and is a predicted model, not a curated record. Gene Ontology annotation, molecular function: glycine transmembrane transporter activity. The coding region runs from base 502 to 1392 and encodes 296 amino acids. The transcript has 7 exons. Lineage: Eukaryota; Metazoa; Arthropoda; Insecta; Hymenoptera; Pteromalidae. Gene Ontology annotation, biological process: glycine import into mitochondrion.
AUCAUAGGUACACUUGCUACAGGGUUCUCGCUGAGUUCGUGUGCAAUUGCAUUAUAGUAAAGGUAACCCCAGUAUAUUUACGUGUUACAGGCGUAUUUCUAAUCCAAAAUACAGAAAAUGCGAGUUUUGAGAAUAUAAUUUUUUACUAUACAUGUCGGUAAUAAACAACGCUGUUUAUUACUUGUGUAACAACAAUAAUAGAUAAACAUGGCGCGACACCAACAACGAAUCGUGUGCUGCUAUUGUUUGUCGAUGUUUUGCUUAAUUUCAACGAGGAAACAAGGCGUCAUAAAAUCAAGAUUCUAUCGUCAUCAAAAUGACGAAAAAUGAUAAUCUUAUCAUUGAGGCAACGCAUCGGUAGACAUUUGGUGCCUCUAUUUUGGUGCUCAAUCAGAGAAAGUAUUACCAAAAUUAAGAACAUUAAUCGUGGUGGAAUAAACUCACGUUUAAAUCACGUUUCUCCCCCAUAUCAGUAAACUUUCUACAGUAAUAUGUUUUGAUAUGCAGUGUCAUACUAUUGACCCCGAACGCGAGGAAACAGAGAUAAGUAAAGAUUAUCCUGUAUUGAAGUCAUUUCUGGCUGGCUCUUUCUCUGGUACCUUCUCAACUAUUUUAUUUCAACCCCUUGAUUUGAUCAAAACUAGACUCCAAAAUAGAGUAAACAAUGUAGGACGUCAAAGAUAUGGUAUGAUGUCAACAACCAUUGCAAUAAUUCAAAAGGAAAAUAUAUUUGGAUUAUGGAGAGGUUUCACACCGUCUAUGACAAGAGUUAUCCCAGGAGUAGGUUUAUACUUUUCAACCCUACAUUGGCUUAAAAACACAUUAGAUUUAGAUGAUCCGAUCACACCUCUUCAAGCAAUUGCUUUGGGAAUCACAGCAAGAACAAUUUCAGGAUCUUUGCUUAUUCCAAUCACAGUUGUGAAAACAAGAUACGAGAGUGGAGUAUACAAAUAUAAUAGUAUAGGAGAAGCUCUCAGACUAAUUCACAAAUAUGAAGGUGUGAAAGGACUGUCAAGUGGCCUUGUUCCGACUUUAUUACGUGAUGCACCUUACAGUGGACUGUAUCUUAUGUUCUACACGCAGCUCAAGAAAUUCUCAUCUAAUGAAUUUCCGCAAUACAGCCAAUUGCCAAUGACUCACUUUAGCUGCGGAAUCGUAGCCGGUAUUCUUGCAUCUGUUGUGACACAACCUGCUGAUGUUGUUAAAACAAAGAUGCAGCUUUAUCCAGAAGAAUUCAAAACUUUGAGAAGUUCGUUUUGUUUUGUAUAUUAUAAAUAUGGAGUACUGGGAUAUUUUAAAGGAAUCGUGCCUCGUAUGCUUAGGAGAACGUUAAUGACAUCCAUGGCCUGGACUGUUUAUGAACAGAUUACAAGGACAAUUGGUCUCAAGUAAACUUGUAUAAUAUGUGAUAUAUAGACAGAAAAUCGCUAUACCAUGUACAGUAUUACGAAUGACUGGAUAACUUAUGUCUUCAUUGAAACGUUAUUAUGUAUUAUAAAAGUUUUAUUAUGAAUAGAUAUACAUAUGUAUAUACUUAAUAAUAACAAUUAAUUAAUUGUUAUACGAAAUUCAAAACGAAUUUUAAUGAUUUUACUCUUGUAAGUUGCAGUAGUAGAUAUGGAUGAGUUUGAAGUUUUUUAUUUUGCUAAGACAUAAUACGAUAGAUAAAUCCUUGUGGAAAAUUCUUAUUGAUGUUUAUACAAUUUUAUUCACAAAGUACUUUUAAGAUAAUUACUCUGAUAAUUUAGAAAUCAAAACUUUCGAAAUCUCUUACUUCACAUCUAGUUUACGUAAUCCACAUUGAUAUCAAAUGUUGAAUGUAUAUGCAAACAUUUAAGUUUCUUAAAUUAGUCUUAAAACUAUGAAAAAAAUAUUGCUAAAUGGAAUUUAUAGAUAGGUAUAUUUAAAGGUUCCUUUAUUGUUUACAGUAGAAUGGUUUAUAAAUCUUUUACAAGUCAAGUGUCCUAUAUGUAUAAUUUUAUUAAGCAUUAAUCAUUACAAAGUCUAAAUAUUGAAAACUUUCAGAAUAUUUUAGUUGUCUCAUGAUAACAAGAUCUAACUUAUACAAUUCAGAUAAUAAAUAAGUCAUACUUGUUACAGAAUUAGAUUUACUUUAAUAACAAUAGCAGAAUUUACAUAUAACUCAUUAUGCUGCCAGUACUUAAAGUGAGUAAAAUAAUUCACACACGUUAAAUACGUAUAUCUGAAUUGAUUGUUAAAAGUCUAUGAAGGAAAAUCGAUUCAACGACGUCUGACUUCCAUUUAGUUGUCGGCCAUCUUGCCAGUGCAAAAUUCACUUUCAAAAUCUCAAACUGUAUUUAUGGAAAAUCUUUACCUUAAACAGUACAUUAAGCUGUGCACCAGCUUCCUUGCUAUGGCGUAUAUGACUCUCACAACAUCCAUCCAUGCAGUACAUCCUGAAAAUAGACAAUUCAUGUUGUGAAAAUAUAAAAUAAAUACUUUAAAUAUAUGUAUUUGUUAGGCACAUAAUUAUAUGUAUACAAAAAUUUACAAAAUUUGACAUAAAAUAUUAGCUUGAAUUAAA